Drepanopeziza brunnea f. sp. 'multigermtubi' MB_m1 is the source of this 891-nucleotide messenger RNA. RefSeq lists its product as uncharacterized. The record is from RefSeq and is a predicted model, not a curated record. Lineage: Eukaryota; Fungi; Ascomycota; Leotiomycetes; Helotiales; Drepanopezizaceae.
AUGAUGUCGAGCCUUGAAGUCGUCAGCGCAGCACCACCUAAGCUUUCUCUACCCAGAAAGCAAGAUUCAGCCCUGGUCGAGCUAUACCUACCCCCGGCGAUAAAAGCCUUUAUCUCCCAGCCUCUCCACCUCGAGUAUAUCAGACCCGGACCAUCUGUUUCCGCGUCGCACUCUACCGCUCUACCGACGUUUGGUUUUGAACGUACUUUCAUUUCAUACAUGCACCCUGUCUCGCGCAGGCAAGGCAAAGCAGCAGGCAAGAUCGCAACCAUGCUGUUUGGGGUUUUCUUCGUCUUCUGGCGUCUCAUGGAGAUUGUCACUCUGAUUCCCUGCAUGGGCAUGCUCGCCUACUUCGUGCGCAUCUACGACCGCGCCAACGCCCUCACGCCUGACGACAUCCUCGUCCUCUUCAUCGUCUCCGUGCUCGCCCUAGCCUGGGCUAUCGCCACUCUCUUCACCUACCACCGAUCGAAGAACAACUCCCACUUUGUCGCCUUCGUCGACCUCCUCUUCGUCGGCGCCUUCAUCGGCGGCGUCUACGAGCUCCGCUACAUCGCGGACCAGAACUGCUCCAACGUCACCACCAGAUCGUCGCACACCGUCUCCUUCGGGAACCUGGGCAGUGCGACCGUCAACGACAUCGACUUCAACGUCGAGAAGCAUUGCGCAAUGAAAAAGGCGUGCUUUGCGUUCGGCAUCAUGAAUUGCAUCUUUUUCUUCUUUACGAGCCUGCUGGCCUACUUUCACGGGACCGGUGGCUGGGAUGACGGGCGGAGGCACGGGAGGCAGACGUCGUAUGUGAGGAAGGAGACGACGCAUGUGAGGAGGAGGAGCGGGAGUCAUCGCAGCCAUCAUAGCGCGCACUCGGGGAGGAGGCACGUGUAUGUUUGA